This is a messenger RNA of Episyrphus balteatus (marmalade hoverfly), 4144 nucleotides long. RefSeq lists its product as uncharacterized. The record is from RefSeq and is a predicted model, not a curated record. The transcript is spliced from 10 exons. The coding region runs from base 1030 to 2751 and encodes 573 amino acids. Lineage: Eukaryota; Metazoa; Arthropoda; Insecta; Diptera; Syrphidae.
AAAAAAACAUCUCUCAAACAAAAAGACAUGAAAUUUUGCUUUUUUCGUCAUAUCUUUUCUAUUUUCUAUCUCGCAAACAAAAAGACAUGAAUUUUUUACUUUUUUCGUCAUAUCUUUUCUAUUUUUGCUUUUUUUGAAAAAGCAUUUGUUACCCUUUGUUACCCUGCAUUUGUUACCCUGCUUCACUUGCUUUUAUUCUUCUUCACUUUAUACCCAAAAUGCCCCUUAAAGAUACGCUCAUGUCUUGUUUUCCCUCCAAAAUUAUUAGUUAUAAUUUUUACCCAAGCUAAUUUUACCUAGGCCUAAGCCAAUUUUACCUUAGGAUCUAACAUAAAUUUACCUAGAUCUAAGCUAAAUUUACCUAGGUUCUAAGCUGAAUUUACCUUAGGCCUAAGCUAAUUUUUUAGUGACGCCAUCAAAUCACCUUAGAACUAAGGUGAUUUUGUGUUAGUUUUGUUAGAAUUGCCUUAGUCCUAAGGUAAAUUUUCGCUUUUUACCUAGGGCCUAAGGUGAUUUUGUGUUAGAUUUUUGGAAUUGCCUUAGGCCUAAGGUAAAUUCGUUCUCAGAUCCCGUUAGAAAGCGUGCUUGAACAUCAUUCACUUCGUAAAUUCAUGGCGUGCAGUUCAAUUUAGUGCUAAGAAAUAUUUAACGUGUAAAAAUUGUUUUAAAAAGUGAAUUAUAAUAUCAAUAACCAAGGAAAAACAAAGAAAAGAAGACAUAAAUACUGUGAACCAGUUAAUUAAAACAAGCGUUUUGGAAAAUAUAUCAAAGUAAGUAAACUCAUUAAAGCCGAUCAAAAAUCACCAAUCCUUGACGUAAAAUAAGACCCAAAACAAGAGCUAAUAGAAGAAUCGUGAAAAAACUACAACAAGGAGUUAAAGAAAAAGACUCAUUAAAGCCGAUCAACAAUUAAAAAAUCACCAUUCCUUGAGGUAGAAUAAGACCCAAAACAAGAGCUGAUAGAAGAAAAUCAAAAAACUUCAACACCAUUGGUCAGGAGUUAAAGAAAAAGAAAACAACGACUUCAAAAUGGAUGCUGAAUUACCAAGUAGUGAACUUGUUGAUGGAAGUGACGUCGAAGUGAAUCUUCAAUCUGAACAAAGUUCAAUAAUUUAUAUGAACGAAAAAGGCGAAUUAUCAUUAGUCAAUCCCAAUGAUCCAAACCAAUUAAACAGGGUUGAAGUUACAGUUCAAAAUAUCAUUCCUCAAAAAGACGCUGAAACAAACGAUGAUGACUUAGAAUUAGCCAAUCUACUCAUGUCGUGGGAACUCUAUGACCAACUUUACAAAUUUCUUAAAGACAAGAAAAUCAACAUUGAGGGGUUGAAAUGCAUGAAGGAAAGACAUAUCGACCAAAUAUUCUUGGAAUUCCCAGACUUCAACACAAAAAUGAUCUUCGAGUCUAAAUUAGGAAUUUGGCAAAACGAAAAUGGAGUUUUUACUGUGAGUCCGAGGCCCGUUAAUAAAUUGACCAAUCAACACUCAGUAGAAUCGUGGGUUAACACUUUGAGUAGUCCAUCGCCAACAAGUAGUUCAUCGGAUUCUGAUGUAACUGUACUAGAAAUUUUGAAGAAAACAGAACAGGGCAGAGCAAUUUUAGAAUCCUAUCGCCUCAAAAAUUGUUUGACUCCAGAGGAUCGAACAAAUUUGGUCCACAAAAUUGUCCAAUAUUUUACUGAAAAUAAAAAGAAAAUGACGGUUAAGAGGUGUGAAAUCUUGGCAGAGGAAAUCGUAAAAAUUUUUCCUACAGAAAACUUGGGUUCGUACUUUGUUCGAGGGUUUAACAAAAUCCCCCCCAAGGGUAAACUGUACGACCGAUAUAGAGGACAACGAAGAUCUCUAAAGCAGCUCUAUAAAACUGAUCCCACGUCAUCAAAGAAAGUUAAACUGGCAGAAGUGGAAGAUAAUUCCAAAGAGGAUUGUGAUGAAGAACCAAUAAACGAGACCGAGAUGCAAAGGGUUUGCGACGAGCUGAAACAAAACCGGGACUGGGAAACAGUUACUAAACAAUGGAAACAAACUAUGCCAUUCAGGAGGGAUAUGAUUUCCCAAAGCUCUGACAUUGACCUCCACACAGUCCUUCAGGAGUGGCCGCUUUACAAAUAUUCACGAGCGCCAGAACUGAUUGCCAUGGAUUACAAUUUUAUAAAACCGAAUAAUGGGUUCGACUUCACCAAAUGGGAACAAUUUUCGAAAAUAGCCCUAGAAUUGUUCACAGCGAGGAUCAAGUGCAGCGCUCUUAAAUCAUUCCUCAAUGAAUUCAGGGAGAAUAUUGACGACCUUGACAUAGAUAACGUCAAUAUUGGCUAUGCAACUCUGUUACAUGGAGUGUUGCCUCCAUCAUCGCAGCAGUUUAAUGGUAAAUUGAAGAAAUUUACAAUUGAAGAUUCAAAAUCAUCUUUCACUCUGGAAGUGGAAUGUGCAGGCCAGGUCGAACCUAUGCUAAAAAUAAAAAGGGAGGAAUGUUUAAAAUCGAAAACAAAACUUCAGCCCCUAAUAAUUGUUGUUGGUGAGAGAUUUCAUUAUAAUAAUUUUUAUGUGUCCUUGGACAAUAUUAUGUUUAAAUUAGAUACUUAUUUGGACUGCAUUAUUUUUUAUUUAAAGCUCGUUUAUGUAUUAAAUAUUCAAUACCCUCCACAGUGUUUUUCGGUAUGGGUUUUUAUACAAAUGUUUUUCUUUAAUAUUCAAGACGGUAAAAAAAUACCUUCUGUUUCAACUUUACUAAAUGAUAUAAAUGCAUUAAUUAAUUAAAUUAUAUCAAUGUAUUAUUUUGUACAGUCCAUGUUCUACAUAUACAGUACUGGACAAAAUAAAAUACGCACUAUCCGAACUUUCACAUUUAUGCUAUUCUCGCUCCCCAAGUUAUCAAUAAAAUAAUCUUUAGUGAGAACUUAAAUUAAGAACUUAAAUUAUUUUCUCUCUCGUUUCAAGCAUUUUUUACAUUAUUUCGACAGAACCGUAUAAGGAUAGUAUUAGACUUUCUUAAUCACUACUUUAGAUUAUUUUAUUGAUAACUUGGGGAGCGAGAAUAGCAUAAAUGUGAAAGUUCGGAUAGUGCGUAUUUUAUUUUGUCCAGUACUGUAUUUAAUGUAUUGCUGAAGUGAGUUUGUAAAAAGAAAGCAUGUUCUUCCAUUAAAAAAUCUAAGAGUAAUUUAUAUUUAAUCUAAGAGUAAUUUAUGUUUAAACAAACAAAACGAAAAUAAAUUAUAUUUAUAAUUAUAAAAUUACAUGAUUUUUUUCUUUUUUUCAAAAAGGAUUUUUUUCAGCUAUGGAUUCACCUAAGGAAAUAGGUAAAAAUUACCUAGGAAUAAGGUAAUUCACCUAAGGAAAUAGGUAAAGAUUACCUAGGAAUAAGGUAAAAUCUGCCUAGGAAUAAGGUAAUUCACCUUAGGAAAUAGGUAAAAAUUACCUAGGAAUAAGGUAAAAUCUGCCUAGGAAUAAGGUAAUUCACCUUAGGAAAUAGGUAAAAUCUGCCUAGGAAUAAGGUAAUUCACCUAAGGAAAUAGGUAAAAAUUACCUAGGAAUAAGGUAAAAUCUGCCUAGGAAUAAGGUAAUUCACCUUAGGAAAUAGGUAAAAUUAGCCUAGGAAUAAGCUAAUUCACCUUAGGAAAUAGGUAAAAUCUGCCUAGGAAUAAGCUAAAUCACCUUAGAAACUAGGUAAAAUCUGCCUAGGAAUAAGCUAAAUCAACCUAGAAACUAGGUAAAAUCUGCCUAGGCCUAAGCUAAAUCACCUUAGAAACUAGGUAAAAUCAGCCUAGGACUAAGGUAAUUCACCUUAGGAAAUAGGUAAAAUUGAAUUCCGAAAAUGUAAUUCACCUUAGGAAAUAGGUAAAAUCUGCCUAGGAAUAAGCUAAAUCACCUUAGAAACUAGGUAAAAUCUGCCUAGGAAUAAGCUAAAUCACCCUAGAAACUAGGUAAAAUCUGCCUAGGCCUAAGCUAAAUCACCUUAGAAACUAGGUAAAAUCAGCCUAGGACUAAGGUAAUUCACCUUAGGAAAUAGGUAAAAUUGAAUUCCGAAAAUGUAAUUCACCUUAGGAAAUAGGUAAAAUCUGCCUAGGAAUAAGCUAAAUCACCUUAGAAACUAGGUAAAAUCUGCCUAGGAAUAAGCUAAAUCACCCUAGAAACUAGGUAAAAUCUGCCUAGG